Molecule: messenger RNA, 799 nt
Organism: Musca domestica (house fly)
Lineage: Eukaryota; Metazoa; Arthropoda; Insecta; Diptera; Muscidae
Gene: ND-19
Product: NADH dehydrogenase [ubiquinone] 1 alpha subcomplex subunit 8
Exons: 5
Coding region: 166-693 (175 amino acids)
Biological process (GO): mitochondrial electron transport, NADH to ubiquinone
Source: RefSeq, a predicted model, not a curated record
UUUAUUUCGUUAUUUUCACUGUAUAGACCUAUUGCCUAUCGGGUACUUUUGGCUUUGACAUUUAUGACAGCAAAACAGCUGUACGUUACACAGCUGGUAAAAAGAAGAAGCAUUUGUAGCAACUUUUCUCUCAAUUUCGGAUAUCAAGUUGUGUAGUGCCCAAACAUGGUUGUCACCAACAAUGUAACACUGCCUACCGAAGAGGAAUUAACCGUGCCCGAGGUGAAUCUUUCGACAGCAGCCUUGCGUGCCGGAGCUUUCCACUUGGGCAAAGCCUGUGAACAUCAGAAUAAUGAAUUCAUGUUAUGUCGCCAAGAACUGGAUGACCCCAGGGCAUGCUUGAACGAGGGAAAAGCUGUUACCAGUUGCGCUUUGGAUUUCUUCCGUAAAGUCAAGAAGAGCUGCGCUGAUGAAUUCAUGCAAUAUGCCACUUGCUUGGACAAAUCAAGUGGCACCAUGUCAUUUAGCCACUGCCGCAAAACACAGGGCGUUUUUGAUAAAUGUAUGAAGGACAAUUUGGAUAUUGAUCGCCCAGAGUAUGGUUAUUUCACUAGAGCUAAGAUCCAUGCAACUGAUCGUCCUGCACCACCCAAACCAGAAAAGCGUGUCUAUCCAGAUGCUACACCUGGAUUGCCCGAUGAUUACCCCAAGGCACCAGCCAAGUAUGGCGCCCGUUUCCAUUGGUUGGAAUAAGCUAAUUAUUCUGAUAAACAUCCUUAUUUGUAACUAAAGAACAUAUGUUAAAACAUUUAAAUGAAUUAGAAGAAAGGAAAUAAAAUUAACGUAUUUAAAAUACUAA